Messenger RNA from Oncorhynchus tshawytscha (Chinook salmon), 2691 nucleotides. Its product is annotated as ras-related protein Rab-40C. The coding region runs from base 550 to 1440 and encodes 296 amino acids. Gene Ontology annotation, molecular function: GTPase activity; GTP binding. The record is from RefSeq and is a predicted model, not a curated record. The transcript has 6 exons. Gene Ontology annotation, biological process: intracellular signal transduction; protein localization to plasma membrane. Lineage: Eukaryota; Metazoa; Chordata; Actinopteri; Salmoniformes; Salmonidae. Gene Ontology annotation, cellular component: plasma membrane; endosome; synaptic vesicle.
ACCGGAUGUUGAUGCUGGCAAAAGCUAAAUCUAGGCUGAUGUUAUUUGCAUUGCUUUGAUACUGACGGGUACUCGAAGGCAACUAAUUGUUAUUUAUGGGUUCUUAAAUGAAGUACCAUUUUCGUUUUGAAUUACCAUUUCAAAAACAAUGUUUUACCUUGUAGAGGACAUUUGGUUUUGGAGGCAGAAUGGCCCAGAUUAAUUAAUGAUGUUUUCAUAAAUUAGUUUAGGUAGCUAACGUUAGCACGGGGUAUUUUUCUUUCACACAAGUUACUAGAUAGCUAACUAACGUUAGCUAGGUAAUGGAUUUUCAAAGAAAACAUGAUGGAAUUGGAGAUCAUUCGUGCUCAACGCUCAUUGUAUCUUUUGUAGCUAGUGGUGCGCGACACUGCUAGCUAGUAACCUUCAUUUCUCUGUGGCUAACGUUAGCUAUAGUAUCGUUAGCUAGUAAACAACGUCGUUCUCCCUUAGUGUUCGACAAGGCAUUCCACACAUAACUUCUCCCACCCGCAGUCGUGGAUCUCCAAACUCGGUCUUAACUUGACACCAAUGCGUGGGAUGAUGGCUACACAGGGCAGCCCUGUCAAGAGUUACGACUACCUCCUGAAGUUCUUGCUGGUUGGAGACAGUGAUGUGGGGAAAGGAGAGAUCCUAGACAGUCUGCAGGACGGAUCAGCAGAGUCUCCCUAUCCCUACAGCAGUGGGAUUGACUACAAGACUACCACAAUCCUGUUGGAUGGGAGAAGAGUCAAGUUAGAGUUGUGGGAUACGUCUGGACAGGGUCGAUUCUGCACAAUCUUCCGGUCAUAUUCACGUGGGGCACAGGGAAUCCUGCUAGUUUAUGAUAUCACAAAUGGCUGGUCGUUUGAUGGCAUUGACCGCUGGAUCCGGGAGAUCGAUGAGCAUGCCCCGGGGGUGCCCCGCAUCCUAGUUGGCAACCGGCUCCACCUGGCCUUUAAGAGGCAGGUGCCCACGGAGCAGGCCCGCGCCUACGCCGAGAAGAACGGCAUGACCUUCUUUGAGGUCAGCCCUCUGUGCAACUUCAACGUCAUCGAGUCGUUCACGGAGCUGUCGCGCAUCGUGCUGAUGAGGCACGGCAUGGAGAAGUUCUGGAGACCAAACCGAGUGUUCAGCCUUCAGGACCUGUGUUGCCGCUCCAUCGUCUCAUGCACCCCCGUCCACCUCAUUGACAAGCUGCCUCUCCCCGUGGCCAUCAAGUCCCACCUCAAGUCCUUCUCCAUGGCCAACGGAAUGAAUGCUGUCAUGAUGCAUGGACGCUCCUACUCCGUGGCCACCAAUGCGGCGGGCGGCAGCGGCGGCGUGAGCGGCAACAACAGCAGCAGCAGCAAGGGAAACAGUCUUAAACGCUCCAAGUCCUUUAAACCGCCUCCGAGCCCCCCCAAGAGUAGCAGCAGCAAAAGUAACUGUAACAUCACCUAGUGAGGGGCGAGGGAGGAACUUCUGAGGCCUCCCAUUGGGCCUAAUGCUAUCGCUGUAUGGGGUGCUCAGGGGCCCCAAUUUGGAGAUGCAUAAACACACAACAGGAACUGUAAAAGCUGUGAGUGAGUCCAAUAUGGCUUUCACUCUUUCUUAGACCCCUAGCGCCAUCUUGUGGGUCUCCGUUAAACCUACAGCUACCACCCACUGUAACCAGUAGAGCUCACUAGCUUGUCGUCCUAAAACCCAGAAGUGAGUUUCCUCUGGUUUUUUCAGCCUUUCCUAUGGGGAAAGAAUAGGGUUUUUGGAUAAACUCUGAAAAUAAGGUCUGUGGUAAACACAGGCUUAGGAGAUCUUAUACACUUUGUUCUAUGAGAUAAUAGCAGUCAGUUAACAUGACCUUUAUUCAUUAUGAAGCCUUUAUGUGCUUUUUUUAUUACAUAAAUGCAUCAAAAUUCACAAAGUGAUGUUAGCUGAUGAAGAUUAUCUCCUAGAACAAAAUGUAUAAGAUCUCCUAAGCCUGUGUUUACCGCAGACCUUAUUUUCAGUGUUUAUCUAAAACUUUUCCCCAGUCCUUCGAACCGUGGCGGAGUUAGUGCCUACAAAAAGACAACAUUACUAUUUCUCUCCAUACAGCCUCUUGGACUUUAAGCUGUGAUGUCAUCACUCACCUUCCUGUCAACACUACAAGAGAGUAUGAGGACUCUGAACAGAUUCACUGGGUAUAUUUAAGUAGACUUAGUGUACAUGCGUGGUAAUAGGUCGGCUUGUUGUUUUGCACUGACUUCUUAUGUGAUUCGUCUUGAAUGUUUUGCGAGUUUGUGUGGGAUUGUGUUAUUAUGCCUGUCCGUUGACUUUGUCCCUCUUCAAUACUUAUAGCCUAUGUCUGGGUCGUGUUCAUUAGGGCAUGCGAUGACCGCAAAUUUGAGCGUUUCUUAUUUCUUACAGGUUGUCCUUUCUUGUUUGUCUUUUUUAUUUUCAUUUGCUGCCUACUGAACUGGUUUGAUAUGGCUCAGAAACACAUUGAGCGAUUAUUCUUUCCAGAUCUCACACGGAUUUGCCAACAAAUGGAACACUUAAAAUAUUGACGCUGCAGCUAACUUUUUUUUUUUUUUUUUACUCUGCACUCUAAGUUUUCUUGUGUGUGUCUUAAUGUUACCUUUAUUUAACUAGGCAAGUCUGUUAUUUAACUAGGCAAGUCUGUUAAGAACAAAUUCUUAUUUUCAAUGAGGAACAGUGGGUUAACUCCCUUGU